AUGUAUAGCCGGACCGAGCUGCUGGGACUGCGGGACAGUGGAGUGCUACUGCCGCCUGAUCUGCUACACGAGGUGCCUGGGGAGCUACGACAACAUAAUGGACCGGGCCUCCGUAGAGGCAGGAAGGCCAGGAAACGGGGUAGGAGAGGCGGCCUUAGACAGCGCAUCCGAAGAGCUGCCAAGCUGCCGCUACCACCAAUGCUUCUCUGCAAUCCACGAUCCUUAAAAAACAAACUGGAUGAUCUGCGUCAACAGGUUGGAGCCUGCUACGAAUAUCAGGAGCAGGCAAGACACCGUUUCCAGCUUGAGUUGGAGUUUGUUCAGUGCCUAGCGAACCCAAACUACCUGAACUUUUUGGCUCAAAGAGGCUACCUGAGAGAGAAGCCUUUUGUCAAUUACUUGAAGUAUCUACUUUACUGGAAAGAACCAGAAUAUGCUAAAUUCCUGAAAUAUCCUCAUUGUCUGCUCAUGUUAGAGCUAUUGCAGUAUGAGCAUUUCCGAAAGGAGCUGGUGAAUGCGCAGUGUGCCAAGUUCAUAGACGAACAGCAGAUCCUGCACUGGCAGCAUUACUCACAAAAGCGUACGCGCUUGCAGCAAGCGCUGUGUAGCAGCAGCAACAGGCUCCACCCCAUGACAUCCAAAUGA
Molecule: messenger RNA, 645 nt
Organism: Carassius carassius (crucian carp)
Lineage: Eukaryota; Metazoa; Chordata; Actinopteri; Cypriniformes; Cyprinidae
Product: mediator of RNA polymerase II transcription subunit 31-like
Exons: 4
Coding region: 1-645 (214 amino acids)
Biological process (GO): regulation of transcription by RNA polymerase II
Cellular component (GO): mediator complex; core mediator complex
Molecular function (GO): transcription coregulator activity
Source: RefSeq, a predicted model, not a curated record